UUUUCAGAUUUAAAAAGAAACAGUUGUUCUUACAAACACAGAGAAAAUCAAGAAGAAAAUGGCGUCAAGAAAGAAGGUGCUGCUGAAGGUUAUAAUCCUGGGUGACAGUGGUGUGGGUAAGACCUCUCUAAUGAACCAAUAUGUAAAUAAGAAGUUCUCAAACCAGUAUAAAGCAACAAUAGGAGCAGAUUUCCUUACUAAAGAGGUGAUGGUUGAUGAUAGGCUGGUUACAAUGCAGAUCUGGGAUACUGCAGGACAGGAAAGAUUUCAAUCUCUAGGUGUUGCAUUUUACAGGGGCGCCGACUGCUGUGUUCUAACCUAUGAUGUCACUGCUCCAAACACAUUUAAAUCCCUAGACAGCUGGAGGGAUGAAUUCCUAAUCCAGGCUUCUCCCAGGGACUCAGACAACUUCCCCUUUGUGGUUCUCGGAAACAAAGUGGAUCUUGACAAUAGAUCGGUAAGCACUAAGCGUGCUCAGUAUUGGUGUCAAUCGAAGAAUGAUAUUCCCUACUUCGAAACUUCGGCCAAGGAAGCGAUCAAUGUAGAGCAAGCUUUUCAGACGAUAGCAAGGAAUGCAUUAGCUCAGGAAACAGAGGACAGUUUCCCUGAGAUGCCAGAUCUGAUCCGUCCUAACCAGCAGGAUACGAAUAGAAACAAGGACGCAUGUGGAUGUUAGGAGACUGGAUGUUAACUAUUGAAAGUUCUAAAUCCGAUUCAACAUAUUUUAUAAAACUUAAAAAUUUAUCAAUCAUUAGAUUGAGUGAUUGAUGAUAUUGCUAGAUAAGUUCAAUGAUUAAAUGGUUUUUUAAUACUUGAUCGUGAUAUUUCGACUAAACAAAAUAAAAAGGCUUAAAAUACAAAGUUAUAAAAUUA
Molecule: messenger RNA, 873 nt
Organism: Eurytemora carolleeae
Lineage: Eukaryota; Metazoa; Arthropoda; Copepoda; Calanoida; Temoridae
Gene: Rab7
Product: ras-related protein rab7
Exons: 8
Coding region: 59-676 (205 amino acids)
Biological process (GO): endosome to lysosome transport; phagosome-lysosome fusion
Cellular component (GO): lysosome; late endosome; phagocytic vesicle
Molecular function (GO): GTP binding; GTPase activity
Source: RefSeq, a predicted model, not a curated record